Molecule: messenger RNA, 2888 nt
Organism: Choloepus didactylus (southern two-toed sloth)
Lineage: Eukaryota; Metazoa; Chordata; Mammalia; Pilosa; Megalonychidae
Gene: TXNIP
Product: thioredoxin interacting protein
Exons: 8
Coding region: 345-1511 (388 amino acids)
Biological process (GO): protein transport
Cellular component (GO): cytoplasm
Molecular function (GO): ubiquitin protein ligase binding
Source: RefSeq, a predicted model, not a curated record
GGAAACCUCUUGUUUUUUACGGUUGAGUUCUGUUAUCCUAGCUCUUGAGCUCUCCGGUUAUUAAGGGGAAUAAAGAAAAAAAAAAUAAAGUUUAUUUUUCUCUUGAAAUCCCUUGGCAUUACCAAUAGCCUAAUUUUUUUUUUUUUCCACAUCUUUUGGAAAUUUUAGUAGGUGAGAGUAGUUUGUGGGCUGUUUUAAAUCUUUUUAUUUUGUUUUAAAGCCCAACCUGCUCAAGGACACUCUCAUUACUUAGGAAGAGUGAAAUAAUUUCAGUUUAUUGCCAAGGGUACUUCUUGGUCUUGAAUUGGUUUUCCGUUUCUAACUUGAGCCAAUUCAGCCCAAUCAUGGUGAUGUUCAAGAAGAUCAAGUCUUUUGAGGUGGCCUUUAACGACCCUGAGAAGGUAUACGGCAGUGGGGAGAAGGUAGCUGGCCGGGUGAUACUGGAGGUGUGUGAAGUUACUCGAAUCAAAGCCGUCAGGAUCCUGGCUUGCGGAGUGGCCAAAGUCCUCUGGAUGCAAGGUUCCCAGCAGUGCAAGCAGACCUUGGAUUACUUGCGCUACGAAGACACGCUUCUCCUGGAAGACCAGCCAACAGGUGAGAAUGAAAUGGUGAUCAUGAGACCUGGAAAUAAAUAUGAGUACAAGUUCGGCUUUGAGCUUCCUCAAGGGCCUCUGGGAACAUCAUUCAAAGGAAAAUACGGUAGCGUAGACUAUUGGGUGAAGGCUUUUCUUGAUCGUCCCAGCCAGCCAACUCAAGAGACAAAGAAAAACUUUGAAGUGAUGGAUCUAGUGGAUGUCAAUACUCCUGAUUUAAUGGCACCUGUGUCUGCUAAAAAGGAGAAGAAAGUUUCCUGCAUGUUUAUUCCUGAUGGACGGGUGUCUGUCUCUGCUCGAAUUGACAGAAAAGGGUUCUGUGAAGGUGAUGAUAUUGCCAUCCAUGCUGACUUUGAGAAUACGUGUUCCCGCAUCGUGGUCCCCAAAGCUGCCAUAGUAGCCCGCCACACUUACCUUGCCAAUGGUCAAACCAAGGUGCUGACGCAGAAGUUAUCAUCAGUCAGAGGCAAUCAUAUUAUCUCAGGCACAUGUGCAUCAUGGCGUGGCAAGAGCCUUCGGGUACAGAAGAUCAGGCCUUCCAUCCUGGGCUGUAACAUCCUUCGAGUUGAAUAUUCCUUACUGAUCUAUGUUAGUGUCCCUGGCUCCAAGAAAGUUAUUCUUGACCUGCCUCUGGUCAUUGGCAGCAGGUCAGGUCUGAACAGCCGGACAUCCAGCAUGGCCAGCUCCGAAAUGAGUUGGGUAGAUCUAAACAUCCCUGAUACCCCAGAAGCUCCUCCUUGCUAUAUGGAUAUCAUUCCUGAAGAUCACCGAUUAGAGAGCCCCACUACUCCUUUGCUAGAUGAGGUGGAUGGCUCCCAAGACAGCCCAAUUUUUAUGUAUGCUCCUGAGUUCAAGUUCAUGCCACCACCUACUUAUACUGAGGUGGAUCCCUGCCUCCUCAACAACAAUGUGCAGUGAAUGUGUGAAAGAAAAGCAGCAGCUGUACCUACUUAUUUCUUUCCACCUCUCUUCCUGGACUCUAACUUUUUCAGAGACUCAACAGUCUCUACAGCAAGGUGUGGGUCCACCCCAGCCUCUAACUCCUCAAUGUGGGAGGUCAUCAGCAGGCAAUCUCCUGGGCCUCAACUGGUGAGGAGUUGUCCUCAGCCUGUGCCAAUGUUGUGAUAAAGGGGUGUUUGCUGGAUGGGUUUAAAGACACACUAGAAAAACUCAGGUCCAUCCCAUUUCCUCAGAUCUCCUUGAAAAUUGAGGCAUUUUUAGUAGUUUUGAGUCAGGUAUAGAAAUGGCCCCUGGCAUUGUCUCCCCAAGCUGUUUGUGGAGGGGGGGAGUAUUGGUUGUUAUAACAACAUCAGACCUUGAACUUUUGUGCCAUAUAUAGAGCAGGGCUGCUUUAGUAAACUAGGAAAAUGAAAAGGAAAAAUUGCAGCCAAAACUUUGGGAAAAGGAGGUUCUUAAAAUUAGUGUUGCUCUUUGUAUAUGCUUAUUAUAGAAAAAAAAAUCCAUGGCUAAUUGGUUAGGACUUCAGAGAGAGCUUCCACUGUGAUGUGUUAAAGGAAAGAAGCUUCAAGUUGUCUUUGCUCAGAAUGUACUUUAGCCUCACUGAAAGCAGUAGUUAUAUUGCAUCACCAGAUGUCUUAAAAGCCAUUUUUAGAUAUUAUUGAACUGUGUUCUGUUGCAAACAUUUUCAUAUGGGAAAAUGUGUUUUUCUUUUCAUGUGACUCCUUGGAAUUGAUUCUAAGGUGAUCUUAGCACUUUAAUUCCUAUCAGACUUUUUGUUUUUCCAUUUCAGAUGUAAGCUAAAACUGGUCUACUUUAUCUCUAAGGGUGAGCACAAUGACAAAAAAAAAAAUUUUUUUUUACUUUUGAGACUUUGUCCCAGUAUAUAGAAUUAAGUCAUUCUGACUCUAAUCAUAAAAAGAUUGCUGCUGUCAGCCUUGCCCAUGAACUUCUCCAGACCCACAGAGGGACUCUGAAUCAUGAUGCCUUAACACCAAUUAGAGCCUCUGGACACUGCCAUGAGAAACCAGAGGGCAAGUCCUCAAAACAGCCUCCCAGACCCCCUUCCCAUCUAGUGUUAGGAGAUGGGACACAGACAGCCCCUUUCCCACUGCGGACCCUAGCACUUGAUCCAUCACCCUCAGCCAUAGCACUUUGUUCACAGUCCUGUAUCACAGCACUGAGCUCCACCCUUAGCAUUAUACAGCCAGAAAGUACAUGGGCUGAAGGUGGUUUUAGUUCUGUUUUGUGUUUUUUUAAAAAAAAAAAAAUGUGUAUCUUUUUGUAUGAUAAAAAACUAUAUUUUGUACUUAACCAGAUAUAUUUUCACCCAAGAUA